Quercus robur (English oak) is the source of this 2624-nucleotide messenger RNA. Its product is annotated as zinc finger BED domain-containing protein RICESLEEPER 2-like. The record is from RefSeq and is a predicted model, not a curated record. Lineage: Eukaryota; Viridiplantae; Streptophyta; Magnoliopsida; Fagales; Fagaceae. Gene Ontology annotation, molecular function: DNA binding. The coding region runs from base 879 to 2624 and encodes 581 amino acids. The transcript is spliced from 5 exons.
UUUAUUAAGAAAGAGCUGUUGAUCAACGGUUAUAAUUUAUAUUAGGCCUCAAUCUACUCUACCGUACAGCUCCUAGCACAGCAGUGACAGCAUAGAGAGUCAGAUUUCAAAAUAACAAAAUCAACGGUUGAAAUUAAAUUACAAUCAAAAUCUAACGGUCACAAUUGAUGAUGAAGUGAUGAACGGCCUGAUUUAAUCUCAUAUCCCAACACUCUCUUCACCGAAUCAAGAUCACUGAUCAAGUGAUCAACGGCCUAAAUCUCUUCAUUCUUCACCUAAUCACUCUCUCACCCAUAUCCACGGCUUCAGACCUCAGACCUCAAUCACACUCUUUCUCUGCAUCUCAUAUCUCAUACCUCUGUCUCUCACUCUCAAAGAACGUUCUCUGCAUCUCUCUCUCUUUCUCUAUCUCAGAUUCUCAAUCUCAAAUCCUCAAAACCUGGAAUCACUUCACGUCUUCACCAAAUCCUCUAGUCUCAUACAGUCACACGAAUGCUCUCUGCCUCUCACUCUCUAAUCUCUACAGUACCUUCACCAAUUUCAUACGAAAUCUCAAGACUCAAAUCUUCCAUCAUCAUCAGUCUUCAAUCUUCACCCUUUAAAAGCUUGCAUCUUCGGUCUUCUCAACAAUGAACAGACCACACUCUCAAACUCUUAGUUCUCACUUUGCCUCUCUCUACUCCAAGGUCCAAACCCUAGCUUCUCACUGCAAGUUCUUCACACCUAGCCGCCGCCGCCGCCGCCGCCGCCACCACCAGCAGCCACUCCUCUCCCUGCCGCCGAUCAUAUGAGUUGAACCUAGGGAAUUGAAAGUUGUCCAAGUGGGGUUUUCAGUCUUCAAAUUCAUAACUCCAACACCCCCUAGUUUCUUUAAGGUCAUGGAUUCCUCCAUUUCUACACAAGCGGAUGGUGCUGCUGCCACCCAAGCGGAUGGUGCUGCUGCCUCCCAAGCAGAUGGUGCUACUGCCACUGCCACUGCCACCCAAGAGGCUGCUGCUGCAACCCAAGCUGAAGCUAUUGAUGGUGAGUUGCCCCUAGUUCCACCUAGUGUAGUGAGUAAGACUGGUACUGGUAGUGGUAGGAAAAAGUCUUUAGCUUGGAAUCAUUUUGAAAAAGUAAAGGUAGAUGAUGGUGUCACUAUGGCUGUAUGUAAUUAUUGUAAAAAAUCAUAUCUGGCUGAUAGUAAGAGUUGUGGUACUAGUAAUUUAUUAGCUCAUGUGACAAUCUGUCCUAAGAACCCUAAUAGAGAAGAUAAAGGGCAGAAAACCUUGGCUUUUGAACCCAAAAAUGAUGGAGAUGAAGGGUUCAAACUUGUGUCAACAACUUUUUCUGUUGAGGCGUCUAGAAAGGCACUAGCUGAAAUGAUAAUAAUUGAUGAGUUGCCUUUUAGGUGUGUUGAGGGUUAUGGGUUUAAGAAAUAUGUAACUACGUUACAACCUAAGCUUCGUGUAAAAGAUAUUCCAUCUCGACAAACUGUGGCUAGAGAUGUAAUUGGAAUUUAUAAUAGUGAGAGAGAGAAGCUGAGGAAAUCCUUGAUGGGUUGUAGGGUCUGUCUUACUAUGGACACAUGGACUUCUUUACAAAAUUUGAAUUAUAUGUGUCUCACAUGUCACUUUAUUGAUGAUACUUGGAAGUUGCAUAAAAGAAUUUUAAAUUUUUGUCAAGUUGAAGAUCAUAAGGGGGAGACUAUAGGUAGGAAGAUUGAGAUGUCUUUGCGUGAGUGGGGUAUUGAUGGCAUAUUCACUUUGACAGUGGAUAAUGCUAGUUCCAAUUUAACCACAGUUAAAUUUUUACAAAGGGUAACAAAAGAUUGGAAUGGGACAGUUUUAGGAAAUGAGUUAAUGCACAUGAGGUGUUGUGCCCAUAUCCUAAAUCUAAUUGUUGGGGAGGGUUUGAAAGAAAUUGAUGCAUCUGUUGGUAGGGUGCGUGAAGCUGUGAGGUAUGUGAAGUCCUCGCCUAAUAGAAAUCAAACCUUUAGGAAUUUUAUGGAGAGGUUAGGUAUGGAGUCCAAGAGUCUUCUUUGUUUAGAUGUACCUACUAGGUGGAACUCAACUUACCUUAUGUUAGAAACAGCUAAAAAAUUCGAGAAAGUAUUCCUUAGGAUGGACUUUGAAGAUGAUGGUUAUUCAUCAUAUUUUAGGAGCAAGGAAGAUAGUGGUGGUUUGGGAUCUCCUUGUAUGAGUGAUUUCCAAAAUUGUAGGGCAUUUGUGACUUUUUUGAGGCUUUUUUACAAUGCAACAAAAAAAAUUUCUGGCUCUUUGUAUGUGACCUCAAAUGCCUUUUUUGAUGAAAUCUUUGUUAUUCAGGAGAUGGGGAGUGUGAUGGUUGAUAAGGUGAAAGCUCUUUUGAUGAAGUUGUAUAAUUUUUUCUGUUCUGUUAAUUCCCCAAAUGUGGAAGAACCAAGUGGGGGUGAGAGGACACCAAUGGUGGUGGGUGAUGCAAGUGAUCCAUAUGUGAUGGUUCACUCUCGGUAUGAGCUUUUCUUAGAAGCUGAGCAAUCUAUAGGUUGUAGUAAUGAGGUUGACAAGUAUUUAGCUGAAAAUUGUGAUGGUAGAAGGGAUGGGAAUUUUGAGGUGUUGGGGUGGUGGAAGGACAAUUCUAAUAGUUUCAACUGUUGCAUCUGA